AUUCACAGUACCAGUGACCGGGGAGCCGUUAAGUGGUGGUUGAGGAGUGGCAACGAAGCUCGAUAAGUCACCACUAGGCUGGGCGGAUACGCAGUGCAUGUCACCAGACUUACUGGAGUGCAUUUGUGGAUUUCAGUUGCCUACGCACCAACAAGAAAUGAAAGUUAGGCGAAUGUCGCAUCGACGUGCUUUUCGGACAGUAGAGAUCUGGAAAGCUAAGUGAAGCGAGCCAGAAACUUGUUCAAGAAUUAGGCACUGGAGUUGAGGCAAGUACCUCGCAUCAAGACGGCUCGCUUUCGUCGUCUUCACUUCAAAUCAAGCCAACUCUUUAAGACUUUCCUUCAGCCUAUCCAUCCACAUAGAGGCUCCUCAGCACGCCACUUUGUGAUCCACGAUGUCUUUAUUUCUGCUGAAUCUGCUGCUCACAUGCUGUGGAGUACUAGGGGAGGUGUCGUCACUGUCAGGCCCUCCGUACCCCUCCGACGACAUCCUGACAGAGCUGUCCGACGUGCCCUCUCCCUUCGUCUCCACCAUCGACGGCUCCUAUCCAAACGAAGAGGUCGUCGAGUUCAUACCCGCGUUCCUGCCUUUUCGCGGUACGGUGAAGCCCACACCGUCGGAUGAGUUCUUAGAGGACCUUUUGGAGUUCUUCAGCACAGUCAUGGUGGAUCCUGGAGACCCAGACCUUGUCUUCUUUCCUUCAGACCAUCAAGAGACCGGUCAUCCUAUUCGCACCGGUUCGAUCGUCCCUGUGAAUCGUUCCCCAUCGGUUCUCCCAUAUCCGCGAACGUCUCCUGUGAAUCACGAUAGAGAUUUACGUGGUCCUUCUAGAAAGCUUGAGACGGCUGCAAAGGAGCUUAUCCCGCGAGGUUCCAAGCAAUCUUCCACUGCCCUACAGGCAUUUGGUGCCGCAACCAGCGACGCCACACCUUUGAAAAGACUGAUGUGCAUUACCUUGCUACGACCAGUUAGGCUCCAGCAACCAGAUCCAAGAAGCUCCAACACUCGCCAGAGAAGUAGCACAGCUCCAGUAAUCCAAGCAGUUACCAGUUAUUACUGGUACGGUAAAGGCAAGCGGAAGCGGUGUCCAGAGACGCUAGCGAGGGGAUCCGAACACAGGCCAAACAAGAACAACAAGAUUAAUUCGUCGUCUUUGAUACAAAACUCCAAGGAUCAAACAUCUCAUUUGAGACAGCCACUCCCUCGUCGAAAGAACAUCACCAUGCUGAAACCUCCACCAACGCCUCCGAUGGGCAAAGCUAUGCUGAAGCCCCCACCUACUCUCCAUCACCACUCGGCGUCUAAAUCACAUCCAAACCACGGACACCUCCUGAAGUCUCCACCAACUGCCGCCAGAUCCUCCACGCCUCAGGCGUCUUCAUCACUUCCUUCGGGAGUAGAGCUGGUGAACCUGACGGCCAUCUACGGCAGUAGCGGCAGCAACUGCACGUGCCUGCCGGUCAACCGGUGUCCUGAAGGACGGGGAAGGAAGGCAGCGAGAUGUGGUCGGAUUCAUGUCUGCUGUCCCGAUGAGCUGCUGUUGCACACUAAAUGCGGCGUGCUGGAGCAUGAGGCGAGGAGAGACAAGAGCCCAGGCGUCGGCCCACUGUCGGCGCCGUGGGCGGCCACCAUUCUACUGAAGACGCCCUCGGGGUACGCAUUCGUCUGCGGCGGGGCGCUGAUUCACCCUCGGGCUGUCAUUACAGACGCUCGCUGUGUCCGAAGGUGA
This is a messenger RNA of Amphibalanus amphitrite, 1729 nucleotides long. RefSeq lists its product as uncharacterized. NCBI's taxonomy places the organism in Eukaryota, Metazoa, Arthropoda, Thecostraca, Balanomorpha, Balanidae. The record is from RefSeq and is a predicted model, not a curated record. The coding region runs from base 395 to 1729 and encodes 444 amino acids. The transcript has 2 exons.